AUGUCGUGGGCGUUCGUAACGGUUUCCACGAUUUUCACCACAUUGGCCAUUCUAUAUGGUCUUGUGAUUCUAUUCAGCCAUCAGCCACGUUCAGCACAUCCUGAAGAGCUGUUGUACGCCACGAAUGACAAAGAAGGCAGUGUGCACCAUUUGCCCAACAGAAUUACCUCAAUGAAGGAGGCAACAGGAGACGAGAAAGUUCUCUUGAGUGUGAUUGUACCAUGCUAUAACGAGACUGCUCGUCUCGGCAAAAUGCUCGAGGAGGCUGUGCUGUACUUGCAAGAAGAGCACCCUGACCAGUAUGAAAUCAUCAUUGUCGACGAUGGUUCCAAGGACGGUACCGCCGAAUACGCCUUGGAGGUUGCUAAUACGUUAAAGCUUGCUCCUCAUGUGUUGAAGGUUGUCAAAUUGACCAAGAACAGAGGUAAGGGAGGUGCCGUUAGGCACGGACUCUUGCAUGGUUCAGGAAAGUACAUGCUCUUUGCUGAUGCAGACGGUGCUACGAAGUUUAGCGAUGUUCAAAAGCUUCUUGCCCACUUUGAUGGCAAGGACGAAAAGCCAGCGGUUGCGAUCGGACUGCGUGCCCACAUGGUCAACACGGAUGCUGUUGUCAAGCGGUCAUUCAUCCGCAACUUCUUGAUGUAUGGCCUCCACACCUUGGUUUUCAUCUUCGGUAUUCGCAAGAUCCAGGACACGCAAUGCGGUUUCAAGAUGUUCAACAGGGCCGCUGUGCAAGAGAUCUUCCCACACAUGCACACGGAGCGUUGGAUCUUUGACGUCGAGGUGCUCCUUCUAGCGGAGCUCCAGCAGAUCCCCAUCGCCGAGAUUGCCGUCAACUGGCAGGAGGUGGACGGGUCCAAGGUGGACUUGGCCAAGGAUUCGAUUCAGAUGGCCAUCGACCUUGUGGUGACCAGAAUGGCCUACUUGCUUGGUGUGUACGAGCUCGACGAGUGCGGACACCAAUGGGCCGUGAAUCACUAA
Molecule: messenger RNA, 981 nt
Organism: Candidozyma pseudohaemuli
Lineage: Eukaryota; Fungi; Ascomycota; Pichiomycetes; Serinales; Metschnikowiaceae
Gene: ALG5
Product: dolichyl-phosphate beta-glucosyltransferase
Exons: 1
Coding region: 1-981 (326 amino acids)
Cellular component (GO): endoplasmic reticulum membrane
Source: RefSeq, a predicted model, not a curated record